CCGAGUUGUCCGAAUCCGAGUUCUUGCAGUGGCAAAAUGUGACAAAUCGGCUGUUUGACAUUUCAGGGUGUUUUCAAUAUACCAAAAAGUGAAAAAGUUAUCAAUUUAAAAAUAUUUUGAAUCUCUCUUUUUUAUUUUAAUCGUUGUUGUUUUUCUCCACUCAGGCACAGAUUUAGGCUUUAACUGCUUAUUCUCCUACCGUUUAUCUGGUUACAGUGCGCCGCCAUUACGUCUAUAUUCUUGCAUAGAUCUAGAAAGUCUAGGCCUAGUAUAGGGAUCUGGAUCUAGAUAUCUAGAUUCUAGUCAAUGCAAAGCUGGAUUGGUUUUGUUGAGGAAUUUCAUGAUAAAUAAUAAAUAUGUCAGUAUCAGACAGGAGGAGAAGGCGUCUUGAAGAUGAAGGUGAAGAGGGUGACAGCGAGGAAAAGAGUAGGCCCACCUCUGCCUCUAGGCCUUCGGAGUGUGAAUCUGAAGGUGAGAGCCAUGAUGUUAUCGAACUGUCCGAAUAUGAGAGUGCUGCUGAUGAAAAUGGAGAUCCAGAGGAAGAAGAGACAGAAGAAGGCAGUGAAACAGAGACAGAGGAGGGCUCAGAAUCUGAAGAGGAAAGUGAGACAGGAACAGAGACAGAAGGAGGCUACACAGACGAAGAAGGACUAGAAGAGGAAAGACAGAGCGGAGAUGGAGAGGAGCAGCCAGAAAAGGACAAGCCUGAUGAUGAUGAGGACAAAAAGAAUCCUGCCUAUGUGCCCCGAAGAGGGGCAUUUUACGAGCAUGAUUUCCGCCAAGGGGAUGAGGGUCCUGAAGGAGAAGAGGGGGAAGAUUUGAAACCAAAGAAAAAACUUUGGCAGGACGAGGGGAAAUGGGCGCAUGACCGCUACACGGAUGAGUCACAGGCACCCAAAUCUCGGGAAGAGCUCAUCACUUUGUACGGCUAUGAUAUCCGGGCUGCAGAUAAAGCCCCAGAAAUGCCUCCAAGGAGAAUGGGAAGGGGUCGAGGAGGUCCAAGAAGACAGAAAUUUCAAGAUUUCAUGCCACGCAUGGCAGUUAUUGACACCACUGAGGAUGGUGCAGAUACGAUCCCCAAUCUGGAUGAUGAUGGCUUCGUUCAAUAUGAGAGUGGUCGCGGCCGCAACAGUGAGAGGCGACGAGGCAGUAGGGGAGGAAGUAGCUACAGGGGUGGGAUGCUGUCUAACAACAGGGGCUACCAUGAGAACAAGGCCCACCGGUAUGAUAGUGGGAGGUCCCAGGAUGCUAGGGCCACAAAUGACUACCCCACCUUAGAAGAAAUUUCAAGGCAGACAGAAAGAUGGGAUGAACAAAGAAAUAAGAAUCCACAAGACUCUUACAAGAAUGAGAGCAAAAAAUACAACCAGAAGCAAGAUUCAUACAGGAGGGAAGAGAGGCAAGACUAUGGUCGAUACCAGCAAAAUAAUAAUGAACGUAGAGGUGCUUAUAACAACAAUGCAAGGAGGGGAGGAGAGGAGGACAAUUGGAGAUCUGCUCAGUCUGAGUAUAGAGGCAGUGGAGACAUGCGGAAUCAAGGGUCCAGUGCAGGCGAUGAUUUUAACUGGACUAACCAUGGUUCAAACCCAGGCUAUGGAUACAAGAAGACUCCUCAGCAUGAUUUGCGCAGAGCUGAUCAAAACUUAGCACGGCUUUCUGAUGCUGGUGGGAACAAGAGAGGCACUUAUCAAAAUCAGGAGCAGUCACACUAUCGCAAUUUGCAGCAGCAUGCAGUACCAGGAAGUAAUGGGACCCGUGAGUCAAAAGAGUACACUAACGCUUCAUACCAGUCUCGAGAAGAUAGAGCCAAGCAGAGAGGUCCCCACGAUGAAGCGAGUACUGGUGAUGCUGGUGACAGCAAUACGAGAAGCAGUAAAAAUGUGGUGAUCUCCAAUAAGGAAAACAUUCAGACAAUCAAUGUGACAAUUACGAGUACAACAACAGAAAAGAAGUCAUACGCUAAAGAAAGACGGGGCAAGGGGACUACGCGGGCUGAAGAUGGGGCUGGUCAUCUGGGACAUCCAGAUCCAAGAACUGUGACACAAACACAGAGUGGACAUGGUCAAGGUCUAUCAAGUCAAGUGGCCGGUGACCCUGGAGCGACAGCAUCAGGUGGCACAACGGUGUCAAAACGCUACUCGUCCCAACGACAGCAGGCCAUGAGCAAGGGGAGCUUUACUGGACCACCACCUGUAGACUCUGGGGCAAAGUUGUACAACCCAGCCCUCCCCCCGCCUUCCUUCUUUCAAUGUGAGCCAGGCACUGUUGGUCCUCACACGGCUGCGGCUCCAGCAAGCACUGUGCAGGACUCGACCCAUUUUCCUCCAGCACUUCUCCCUCCUGCCCCUCCGCUUCCUUACGGCUUACCAGUUUCUAGCACAACCCUAGGAUUACCACCCCCAACACCUGCUGCCAGUGUUCCCUCGGGCCCAGCUGCGAUAUUCCGCCCCCCAAGAGGCCCCCCACCCCCAGGCCAGUUGCCCAACCCUGGUGCUGCUCUCAUUAGCCCCCCUUACCUCCCAGCUGGCAUGAUGUAUGGAGGAGGCCCCCGUGUCCCCCCACCAGGCACCCCUGCUGGGUUCCCCAUUCCUCUGGCAUACACAUCACCACCCCCUCCUCCCACAACAGCUGCUGCUGUGCAUGCUCAGCAACAAUCCCAGGGUUCUGCCAGCCAACCUGGGACACAGUCCUCUGCUCAGCCAAAGAAGGUGUACAGAGGUGAUAUAACGUACUAUGCACCAGAGUUACAACAACCAUCUAGGACACCACAGAAGAGGCCAAAGGCUGCUAUACCUAUUGUGGACCCUCAGGAGAUGAGACGUCAGAAGCAAAAAGAAAAGUCAGAUCAGAGAAGCACCCCAGACAAGAACUGUAACAUUAAAAAAGAGAUCACUCCCCCGCGAAUCGGUGGGUCCAAGGAUAGUCCAAAAGCUCAGACAGAUCUGAGCUCAAUUGCCUCACCAGGUACAUCUGUAGACAAGCUCAAGCAAGAGACUCACCUUGUCACCCAAACCCAGAGCUCAACGCCUUCACCGUCUGUGCCAUUGAAUUCAGGAUACAGCCUCCUUGAUAAAAGUGCUCCUCUGACAAAACCUAAUGCUGCAUCAAAGUGCUCUGAUGGUAUUACCUCUGAAAGCUGCUCCAGCCUACCAAAUUUUUCUCAGCAAUUGUCUGUGUCAGUCAUAAAUCAAACUGUAAAUAGUUUUCAGUGCAAUCAGAAUGAUGGACAAACUGGAGAAAAGGAGGGCUCCGGAGGGAAAGCAUCUCCAGUUGAAAUUACUACGCAGGACAAAGUUGUGGCAAAAGUGAUAGCUCCUGAUGUACCAGCUGGCAUAGAGGCACCAGAGAGUCUCCAUGCUAUGUCUCAGCACAUGGAAAUGGCCCCACAGGUUGUCAAUGAACCUCUAGAAUUGUAGUUUUUUACUUCUGUUCUGAAUGCUGGAAGAGACUUCUGUUAUCGGGGCAGUGCUUAUAUUUUCAAAGGUCUGGUAUAUUUUACGGAAUUGAUGUUGUCAAGGCUGGGUGUCAGUUCAUGUAGGUCUGACAGGUUCAAACAAUAGAAGGCCUGUCCUUUUUGCAUGUGUAUGUUUGUUGUUUGGGGGGGGGGGAUGUGUUGUUUGUUUGUUGUUGUUUUGGGUUUUUUUAAAGAAUUGUUAUAGGCUUGCACUUGCAGGCUUUGGAAAGUAUGAGGGCUUAGUGAGAGAUAGUUUUUUCCCUCUAUUGAUUUACACUUGUCUAUGAUAACAAAGGCUUAGCAGCAAAAUACGUCAAUUCUUUUCGAAACUGAUGUGCUCAAUCCAAAUAUAUAUGUUGUUAGUUUUCGUCUGUCAGGGCAGGUUUUUGCAGAACUCACAGAUUUUCGUGAUAUUUUCAUGGGUGGUAUGAAUUUAUAGAGCUGGAGUCUGCUCAAUUAAUCAAAGGCUUGCAAGCAGCGGACGGCUUGUGCCAGAGGCUUGCGAGUAGGCUUGUGCUUUGCUUUGCCUCCGACUCGCUACCAGGGGGAACUUCCGGUGUGUUGGGACUCGCAGUCUUGCCAGGUUGCGAGCAGGCAAAUCAAAUAUAGGACUCGAGUCCAAACGUCUUGCUGUGCUGUGAGCGGGAUUUGAGACUUGACGGCCGUUCACUGCUCGCAAACCUUCGAUUAAUUGAGCAAACUCCAGCUCUAGGUCCCGCCGCGCAGUGACACUGAGUGGGGUAUCUCUCUCCCCCUCUCUCUCUUUCUGACGUAAGUGGAUUGCAAGCAGGGUGGGGGGGGGG
Molecule: messenger RNA, 4257 nt
Organism: Aplysia californica (California sea hare)
Lineage: Eukaryota; Metazoa; Mollusca; Gastropoda; Aplysiida; Aplysiidae
Product: serine/arginine repetitive matrix protein 1
Exons: 13
Coding region: 357-3416 (1019 amino acids)
Biological process (GO): mRNA processing
Cellular component (GO): exon-exon junction complex
Molecular function (GO): mRNA binding
Source: RefSeq, a predicted model, not a curated record